Messenger RNA from Linnemannia hyalina, 1884 nucleotides. The record is from the annotation of a GenBank genome assembly. Lineage: Eukaryota; Fungi; Mortierellomycota; Mortierellomycetes; Mortierellales; Mortierellaceae.
AUGGAAAACUCAAACCUCGACGAGUUCUACACAGCUGAAGGCACCUCAGAAGAAGAGUGGAAGCGCGUGUACGACCUGAGAUACUGCACUAUUCUUGUCCCUUUUGAAGACAACCACUCUAACGGACAGCCAGAAGUGAAACACGAUAGUCUUACCGCACAGACUGAACAGGAGGUAAAGAGGGAACAAGAGGAGCAACAAGACACGGAGGAACAAGUGUCAGUCAAGAUGUCUUCUAUUGUGACAAAAACGACGACUAUAACGACACAAACGACGAUCACUUCGGAACAUGUCCACCUGGCCACUCCAAGAGCUACGCCAGCAAGACCAGGGCCAGUCGCAGCACAGAGCCCCAGUUCGACUUCCACACCACAGGCUAGGAAGCAAGACCAGGAUGGUGACAGUGAUGACAGUGAUGAUCAAAACGACAGCAUGAUGACGGAAGAUCACUGUAGUUUGACGGAAGGAGAUCCAUUGUCAAGAUAUCUUACUGCGGAAACUCACCUUGGCUCGACGUCGUUCGGUUCAAGCCACAAAAAUGUCGACAUGGAUAUGUCUAGAUGGGAUGAUGAUGAUGAGACGGAGGACUUUCAUGAUGCGACGUCGGGUAUUGAGUCGAACGAGAACGAUGAGACGAUAAACAGUCUCCAGAUCAGUCAGCACGAUUCAUCACAUCAGUACAAUAGCGUCGACGACAGCGCUGAUUACUCCUCAGCACACUCUGGGAACAAGCGACCACGACACUGGGAACUCUCUCCUUCCCACCGACUCUUGCACACCGUGGGUCCUCACCCGUCAAAGCGUAUUACCCUCUCAGCUUCGUCAUCAGGAUCAUACGGAGCUGACGGUAUCACUUCCCACGGUUUGCUCAGACCACGAUCUUUCUCUCCAAGUCUCUCGCCAUCGCCUUCGAUUUGGGUCACACCACCUAUGGAUCUUAGCGCAGAAUAUUCAGAGAGAGCCGGCUCUGGCGCUCCAGAUGCGCCUGCACAUCAUCCCUGGAUUGCGACUGUACCCACUUUCUGGAAGAAACAGGACUGGAAGGUGCUGGAAGACGUCUACGAUGAACUUAGUGGAGAAAACAUGGCGGAAUCAGAACUCGGACAGGUAGUCGAUCGGUUCCUUGCUAACCAGGAAAGCUUUGCAGAGGGGAAAUCCGAGUGGUCAAGGGAGUUUGUUCUCUUGCGAUGUGUUGCAUUGCAUCGAGUACGAGUCCAGGAAACACCAGAUGCAACCAGCCAAGAGCUGUAUUCUCCAACAAUGUCUUCGAGAACUCGUUCGUGGCGUGGAUCUUCUCCUAGUUUCGAGAGCCGUAUUGGUGCUGCGAGACGCUCGGUGUCGCCCUACCCGGUCGGAUUGACGCGUAGAACCGGAUCUACUCCUGCUUGGUCCUCAGAGUCAGCCUCGCCAAAGUCCAUUGCUGACUUUGUGGACGAGAGACGAGCAGAUCGAGCUCGUCAGCAGCAGCGGACGGCUGAUCAAGGAUAUAUCAAGUCGGUCUUCAAACAUCGAUUCGCAGCAGGGCUCAAGACAGUCGGCGAAUUGCUUCCGUUCUGGAAGGAUGUUGAAAAAGGACACACAGAUGUCAAGGAGGAGGUUGUGGUGCCCCUGGUACCAAGCGGUAGAGCACAUUCCGUGAUUGCAGCGUUUGAGAGCCAGGCUGCGCAGGCGCAAGAACGGCAGAACAGUCUCCCAGCGCGAUCACGAUCUGGAUCGGUGAUGUCGAUAACCGGUGGUUGGAACUACGAGUCGAUGGGUAGAUCAUUGUCUCCUGCCCCCUCGAGUGUUGCUGAUUUGAUCAGCCGAGGCCAUGCCGCACGCGUUGCUUCCGCCUCUGCGUCUGUCACUGCCGCCAAUGGUUCCCUCACUCAGACAUCCGACUGA